Messenger RNA from Arxiozyma heterogenica, 1803 nucleotides. RefSeq names its product Mrx16p (gene MRX16). The transcript has a single exon. Gene Ontology annotation, biological process: protein homooligomerization. Gene Ontology annotation, molecular function: protein binding. Bases 1 to 1803 code for a protein of 600 amino acids. Lineage: Eukaryota; Fungi; Ascomycota; Saccharomycetes; Saccharomycetales; Saccharomycetaceae. The record is from RefSeq and is a predicted model, not a curated record.
AUGGCAAGUACCAAUGUUUCAAUUGUAGAAGGUCAUUUUGACCCAAAUAUUCCACAAAUUUUACCACACGACAAAAUGUACAAUAUUCAAAUCGGCACAAAAUUAUUCAAAAUAUCUGGUGCUUCCCUUUCCUCAGAUGGACCAAGCUAUUUCACCAAUUAUUUUAUAAAAAAGGAUUCAGAAAAUAAUCAGAACAAUAAUUCAGAAUCCCCAAGAUCAUAUGUAUCCGGUUCAACUUCAACUUCAACUUCAAUUUUCAGUGGAGUUCUUUCUUCGAAUUUUCGUCAAUCCAAUGAUAUUUUAUUUAUUGACCGGUCUCCACAGAUCUUUUCCUUAAUUUACCAACAUUUGCAAGGUUAUUUCAUAAAUAUUAAAGAUGAAGUAGAAUACACCAUGUUAAUAGCAGACGCAGUCUAUUAUAAUUUGCCUCGUUUGAAAGCUCUUCUUAAGAAUUCCGAAUAUUUUUAUUCAAGAAUCGGCGACAGAUCAUUUAAAUUUCCUAAAGAACUUCUGAGAAGAAAUGGCGAUAAUCAAAAUUAUUUCCAAGUUACCACAGAUUCCUUAUAUCUCGAUGUCGAAAAUUUGAUCCUGGUGAAAAAACUGUUAAGACCUCCACCUCAUUCCUAUUCCUUUGUCCCAAGAUCGCCUGUAUAUUUUGAAAUGCUAUUAGAUCUGCUGAACGGUUGCAGAAUUCAUCUUGAUGAUGAGCUAAGGGAGUCAUUGAUACAAGAAUGUAAAUUUUAUAGAUUUUUAAAUUUAGAACAAAGGUUAAUUAAAUGUCAUGUCGAAUACAAUCCAUUUCUAAACACAGAAGAGAUUUGUUUAAAUUUAUAUAAAGUUGUGAAACGUGGAUUGGUCGUGCCUAAUUACUCAGUAUUAGAUGACACAACAAAUACAUAUAUACUUAAUAUUAAAACAAAAUUAUCUGACUCUGGUAUAACUAUUAAACACUCUGAUAAUAACAACAACAAUAAUGAAAACGUGUCUUAUAUUAAUUCCAUACAAAAUUAUGAUGUGAUAUCUGAUAAUCAUACAGUGAUACCCUGCACAAUGCAAGUGUUAGAUAUAUUUGAAGUAUCUGAUAACGUUAAUAGUAAUGGCAAUAAUAACAAUGAUGUUUCUGAAUUAAAGUUAGUCACUAGAGAACCAUCUUUAAAGAAACCUAAAUUAAAAGAUAAUGCUAUAAACCAUCAUCUGAUAAAAGAGCCAUCCACAAUUGUUUCUAAUUGGAAUUUUGUAAGUUAUAAAAGGCCAUUCAUUGAUGAUUAUGAAAGAGUUCUUAAUUUCCAAUUAAACACGAAAGAAUGUUCAAUAUUAUUCAAUAAGGUUGAUUCAAAAGUAUACUUAAACCUCACUGGAAAUAUUGCUAAGAAAUUCGAGUCCGUAUUCGGGUCCACUCUAUUGAAAUUGAAAAAUGUCAAUUUACAAGAUUACAAAAUUAAUUAUUCAACUCCUGAAAUAACAACCAACAACAAUGUUGAUAGUAUUAGGAAACACAAUUUUAUAAGAUCCGAUGCAAAUCUAGUUAUACCUGCAUGCCUAGAUUUUGCAAAUAUUGUAAUUAAUGAUCAAAGCUAUUUGGGGAAUCUUAAUGAAUAUUUCAAUAAGAUAAUGGAAAAUACAUUAAACUUAGGGAAUUCAACUAAAUUUUCUAAAUAUGCACAAGAACAACGUUUAUAUCUAUCCAAAUCCAUUUGGAAACUGGCGAUCGAUUCUUCAAGCAAAUCUAUUGUUCUUUUAGCAGUCAAAUUACAGGCAUACACUACUUUGAAAGUAUGGGGUCAGCAAUUAGAAUUUUUAUGA